AUGACGGCAGUCGCGCUCCCCCAGAACCUCAAUCGGCAGCCAUGGAGCGCCGAGGCAGGUAACCCCAACGGAGCCUUUAUGCCGCGUAAGAGCGCCCAGCGGUCAAAUUCCAGCUCGUCGCUGUCGUCACAGGCGUCGACAACAUCAACCAUAUCCGCCGCCUCGUCACAGUCCAACGGCGUCGCGCCGCCCAACGGCACCGAUCCAGCGUGGGCUGCCCGCAAAACGAAGGCCCCCAAGGGACUAUGGCCCGCGACCAAGACUGAGCCCAUCGCCGGAAUCACAACAGCACGACCCCAGCCCGUCGCAUCGGCAGGCCCAGGCUCGUCAGCAGCAUCCGCCAUGAGUGCGCUGCAAUCACCCGCUCCUAUGGUUCCCUCUCAGAGCAACGGCGCUGUACAGGCGCAGCAACAAAAUGGCGUGCCGAGGGCUCAGGGCCAAGAACAGACCGCCGUGCUGCACCUCAUGCCCAUGAACGGCACCUUCGAACGCAAGACCAUCACCGUUCCCUUCUUUCCCGACGUCCUUCGCAUUGGACGACAGACCAACAAUAAAACAAUACCCACACCUUUGAACGGCUACUUCGACUCAAAAGUCCUCUCGAGACAGCACGCUGAAGUAUGGGCGGAUCGACAGGGCAAGAUUUGGAUCCGAGAUGUCAAAUCGUCCAACGGAACGUUUGUGAAUGGUGCUCGGCUGUCGCAGGAGAACCGGGACUCUGACCCACACGAGCUGCGGGAGCAAGACAUGCUGGAACUCGGCAUCGACAUCGUUAGCGAAGACCAGAAGACCAUCGUGCACCACAAGGUCGCUGCCCGCGUCGAGCAUGCCGGCAUAUACGCGAGAUCCGCAGGCGAUAUGAUGGACCUUAACUUCGGAGAACUGGAGAACCAGCAAAUGGCCAACAUGAUGGGGCCCAAUGGCCAACAACAACUAGCCAACAUGCGUGGCCGAACACCAAGCCAGGGUUCAAUUAACAGCCAGCGGAUGCAAGGCCCUGGCGCCAACCCUGCGUAUGGUAAUGGCAUGCAGCAGCCACGACAUCCCAACUUCUGGCUCCAGCCUAUCACCAUGGAGCAGGUAGUGAAAAAGCUGAAUGCCGAGAUCAAAGCUGCCAAGCAACAAUCACAAGAGCUCCAGCAGACCCACCAGUACAUCAACGCUAUUCUGACUGCGGAUCCCAAGAAAGACUCUACCAAAGCGUCCCCCAUUGACCCAACCAAGAUCUCUCCCAUCAAAGAUAACAGUCUGAAGGCGAGAUUCUCAGACCCUCCCGCUCCGCCACCACAGCAGCCACUGCCUGCCAAACCAGACGCCGCAUCCUCGCUUAGAAGGUCGGACACUGAGCGCCAGAAGACAGGAUCACCCGUGCGGUCGGAUGUGCAGAUGUCUUCUCUGAACGAAGCAUUGACCAGUGCAAAGAAAGAGAUCGAAUCACAAAGCGUUCGACUCCGAGACUUGGAAGCAAUGCUGACUGAGGAACGACGGGCGAGAGAAGACGCCGAGGAACGUGCCAGCCGACUCGAGCGCGAAUCAAAGCAGGAGCCCGUGGACGAAGACUUGGAGCACGCGAACGGCACCAUUGAAGAUGAUGACGCCGAGCUAAAUGAGAAGACCACGGGACUGGAGAACGGAUCUGCUUCACCAGAUGCUGCCGACGCCACUUCGCAAAUGCAACAACGUCUGGAUCUAAUGAUGAGCGAGAUGAGCGAAAUGAAACAGCAAAUGGAACGAUACCGUGAGCGUGCCGAGACCGCCGAAGCAGACCGCAAGACUUUGGCAGAAAUGAUAGAGAGCAUUCGGCGAGACAACGCGAGGGCGUCCAGUCGUGAAGCUAGGCGACGAAGCAGGACCAACAGCCCAUCGCCAAGAGCAGCACCAUCUUCAGGACAUGAUGGAUCUGAGGACGACCAUGAGGCGGAGGAAGGCGAGAUCACCAUCAUCAAGGACAAGGACCUCGACGAAGAUGGCACCGAAGAGAUACUCCGUCGAGCGCACAUGGCGAAUGGUCAUACGGUUGAGCAUGACGGUGCUAAGGUGGACGCGAAGCCAUCGAACACUCUCGUAACUCGGCAAUCAGGCCGUUCAGAUCUUAUGUAUCAUGGAGGACCAGUUGGAGCUAUGGUUGCCGUUGUUGCCAUCGGUGUAGCCGUCAUGGCUAUGCUAAACCAGUAUCCCAAGGUUGAGCGAUGA
Parastagonospora nodorum SN15 is the source of this 2193-nucleotide messenger RNA. RefSeq lists its product as hypothetical. NCBI's taxonomy places the organism in Eukaryota, Fungi, Ascomycota, Dothideomycetes, Pleosporales, Phaeosphaeriaceae. The coding region runs from base 1 to 2193 and encodes 730 amino acids. Gene Ontology annotation, cellular component: cytoplasm. The transcript is spliced from 2 exons. Gene Ontology annotation, molecular function: protein binding. The record is from RefSeq and is a predicted model, not a curated record.